Molecule: messenger RNA, 1272 nt
Organism: Aspergillus affinis
Lineage: Eukaryota; Fungi; Ascomycota; Eurotiomycetes; Eurotiales; Aspergillaceae
Exons: 4
Coding region: 1-1272 (423 amino acids)
Source: RefSeq, a predicted model, not a curated record
AUGACCUACGCCUCAGCCCUAACGCACUACCACCGCCUCCCUGCCCUUCGAGGCCUCUUCAAGCCAUUACUCCGCCGUCUAGUGCACAAGAUGCUCCACCGCGACAUGUGGUCAUACUGGUACCUCACCUCCCAGUCCGGGAUCAUGGUCGACCCGAGCCUGAAGGAGCUCCGCAGGCCGUGGGCGAAUCCGGUCGUGAGGGAAAACAUCAUGUAUAGUGGUCAUCUGCUGCUCAUGACGAGUCUCUAUGCGAUGCUGUUCGAUGACGAUGAAUUUGAGAGGGCGGGGAGUUUGAGCUUUCGAUGGAAUACCCUGCUCUGGGGGAUGGGGCCGAAGAUGUUCGAGUAUGAUAAUCGGAGUUUGCAAAAAGCUGUGCUGGAGGAGAUGAAGCGGAAUGAAUGGGUGGGGGUGUGCUGUGAGCCGAAUUUGGUGUUCGUGGCGUGUAAUCAGUUUCCGAUCAUUGCUAUCCGCAUGAAUGAUGUGCGUGAUGGUACGAACGUGUUGGACGAGGUUCUUGAGAAAUAUAAGUCCGCGUUAGAAAAGCACGGAAUGAUCUCUCGAAACGACCUCUACAAAGACUGGCUUAUGUUGAAGCAGAGUCAAGUGGUGACUGCGAAAAGUGUGGGAUUUACCGCGUGGGCCGCUGCAUUCAUAAACUCCUGGAACCCCGAAUUUGUUCGUGUCGGCUUCACCAACCACGCCACUGGAUUCAUUACGAACAUUGACGGUCAAAUCGAGCUCCAGAAUCCCAUGGUUGCCGGUGCCUACGGGGCCACUCUCGCUCGGGGGGGGACGGAUCUCAAAGACCCGUCGCAGAUUUUGCAGGACGCUCGGGAAUUCUACAAAGCAAAUCGCUCAAGAAUCAAGUUCCCCUACAACGAGCCGACCUUCGGAUAUGUCGUCCAGUGGCUCUCGGAGUUGGGAAAACGGCGAACUGACGGCCAGAAGAAAUUGUUUGACGGCCCGUGGACGAAAGAUAUCCUGGCUGAUUGGCCGUAUGUGGAUGGGCUUGAUUUAUCGCAAGGCGUCGACUGUUUGCGAGGUUUAUGGGACCAGCAGCGUGGUGAUUUGAUCCUCACUGUCCGUGAGUGGACAGGUCGGGGGGCUGAUAUCGCCUUCGACGUUAAGAACCUUCCAUCGGGCAUCUGGACUGUGUUUACCUCCCGGGGACACUCCACAGAGCAUGAUUUUCCGGGAGGAGGUCAGAUUUCCGUGAACACGACGGUCCACGGCAAGGAGGAAAUUGAUUUCGUAGUCUUCAGACGCGCGUAA